AUGCUGGAUACAAGUGUGUGUUGGUGUGGUGUGUGUGGUGUGUGUGGUGUGUGUGGUGUGUGUUGGUGUGUGUGGUGUGUGUGGUGUGUGUUGGUGUGGUGUGUGUGGUGUGUGUGGUGUGUGGUGGUGUGUGUGGUGUGUGUGGUGUGUGUGUUGGUGUGGUGUGUGUGGUGUGUGUGGUGUGUGUGGUGUGUGUGGUGUGUGUGCUGGUGUGGUGUGUGUGGUGUGUGUGUUGGUGUGGUGUGUGUGGUGUGUGUGCUGGUGUGGUGUGUGUGGUGUGUGUGUUGGUGUGGUGUGUGUGGUGUGUGUGCUGGUGUGGUGUGUGUGGUGUGUGUGUUGGUGUGGUGUGUGUGUUGGUGUGGUGUGUGUGUGGUGUGUGUCUGA
Messenger RNA from Knipowitschia caucasica, 384 nucleotides. The record is from the annotation of a GenBank genome assembly. Lineage: Eukaryota; Metazoa; Chordata; Actinopteri; Gobiiformes; Gobiidae.